Molecule: messenger RNA, 705 nt
Organism: Mastomys coucha (southern multimammate mouse)
Lineage: Eukaryota; Metazoa; Chordata; Mammalia; Rodentia; Muridae
Gene: Smlr1
Product: small leucine rich protein 1
Exons: 2
Coding region: 205-420 (71 amino acids)
Source: RefSeq, a predicted model, not a curated record
GGUUCUCCUGCACCCUGCAGCUGAGUUACAGAGUAACUUGCCAACAGUGCCCCAGCAUUCACUCCACUAAUAAGCUAGAGCAAAGUCCACAACAGGCUUCAUGGAUAAGUGUGAGCAAAGGCCAGAACCUCAGGAAAGGAUUACCACAGAGCAGGGCCAAGUCGCCUGUCUGAGCGAGAAUCCCUGAGCCAGCCCCAGCAGCUCAUGGGGGCCAUGAGCUCUGUGCUGGCAAUCUUCUUGCAGGAACUGCCUGGCCCUGUCCUGCUUCUGGGGAUCUUCCUGCCUGUGACCUUGCUGCUUCUCCUCCUGAUUGCCUACUUCAGGAUCCAACUGAUGGCAGUUGAAGAAGAACUGGCUCAGACUUCUGAUCACCAGAACAAGUUUGGUUCUUCCUCUCACAAGAGAAUGAGAAGAAGAUGAGGGUUGGUGUCACCCAAUGGACAAAACAUCAUGAAUUUCUAAAAGUCACAGAGCAGCAGUCAACAGAACCACCAGGAAAUGAGAAAGAACAGUGAACAUAUCAGUUGCUGCUGGAGGACUUCUGCAUGAUCUGACAUUAUCAAUGGCAGUUCCUUGGAAAGUACCAUGAACUUAAACUUUUCUUUAACAUGCUCAAUGUACCCGGCAUAUCUUGAGUUUCUUUCAUUGUAACUAUGCUCAUUUACUUUGUGGGGAAUAUUUUUAAAAUAAAACUUCUAGAUCUCA